This is a messenger RNA of Theobroma umbraticum, 1406 nucleotides long. RefSeq names its product monooxygenase 2-like. Gene Ontology annotation, molecular function: FAD binding. Lineage: Eukaryota; Viridiplantae; Streptophyta; Magnoliopsida; Malvales; Malvaceae. The record is from RefSeq and is a predicted model, not a curated record.
CUAUAUAAGAGCCCUUCUUAUCCUUAAUGUUCGCUGGUAUCAUUUCUCUGGCCGAUCUUCCUGUCAAGAAUUAAAAGCAAUCUGCCACUGCCUCUACAAAUCAAGAUGGAAAUCGUUGAAGACGUUGUGAUUGUGGGAGCUGGAAUUGCUGGUCUCACCACAUCCUUGGGACUUCACAGGCUAGGAAUUCCUAGUUUAGUAUUGGAAUCAUCAGACAGACUAAGGACCACAGGAUUUGCAUUCACAACAUGGAAAAACGCCUGGAAAGCCUUGGAUGCUAUUGGCAUUGGUGAAUCUCUCCGUCAACACCAUAACCUGAUGCAAAGCUUGAUUGUUGAAUCUACAUUUUUAGUUCGGUCCACAUCGGAGAUGUCAUUCAUGGGUUCUGAAGUUCGUUGUCUUCAAAGGAGAUUAUUGUUGGAAACUUUAGCAAAUGAACUCCCCAGCAGUACCAUCAGGUUCUCCUCCAAAGUAGUUUCUAUUGAGGAAUCAGGCUUCUUUAAACAAGUGCAUCUUGCUGAUGGAACCAUCCUCAAAACUAAGGUUUUGAUUGGGUCUGAUGGAGUCAACUCAGUGGUGGCAAAAUGGCUUGGUUUCGAGAAGCCUGUUUUCGCAGGGAGAUCAGCAAUUAGGGGUUUUGCCACUAUUGAAGGUGGCCAUGGCUUUGGACUAAAAUUCAAGCUGUUCGUAGGCAAAGGUGUUCGUUCAGGUUUACUCCCUUGUGAUGAUGAGAUUGUUUAUUGGUUUAUGACUUGGACUCCCGCCAGCAAAGAAGAAGAACUAGAAGAGGACCCAGUUAAGCUGAAGCAAUUUGCGUUGAGCAAGCUUAAAGAUACACCAGAUGAAAUGAAAUCUGUUGUAGAAAAAACUUUGCUAGAUGACAUUGUAUCAUCUCCCUUAAGAUACAGAAGGCCUUGGGAGCUGCUUUGGGGAAAUAUUAGCAAGGGUAAUGUCUGUUUAGCUGGUGAUGCUCUUCAUCCCAUGACCCCAGACCUUGGCCAAGGUGGGUGUUCCGCCAUGGAAGAUGGCGUUGUCCUGGCCAGGUGUCUUGCUGAAGCCUUACUGAAAGUACCAGGAGGGGAAAUCAAGGAAAAUAUUGAUGAAGAAGAGGAAUAUAAGAGGAUUGAAAUGGGGUUGAAAAAAUUUGCCCAGGAGAGAAGAUGGAGAAGCAUUGAUCUCAUUACCACAGCUUACGUGGUGGGUUCUAUACAGCAACAUAAUGGGAAGAUAAUUAACUUCUUCAGAGACAAAUUCCUAUCCAGGUUCAUAUCUGGGAUAGUGUUAAGGAAGGCUAAUUAUGACUGGGAAUCUUAAUUAGCACUUGUUGAAUGAAGCUUGAACCCUUUGUUCUUACAUAGUUUGGUGUAUAAUUUCCAAAGUUUCAAUAAAGAAAGUUCUUGAUUAGA